Molecule: messenger RNA, 1280 nt
Organism: Myotis lucifugus (little brown bat)
Lineage: Eukaryota; Metazoa; Chordata; Mammalia; Chiroptera; Vespertilionidae
Gene: DNAJC4
Product: DnaJ heat shock protein family (Hsp40) member C4
Exons: 5
Coding region: 322-972 (216 amino acids)
Source: RefSeq, a predicted model, not a curated record
GCGGGGCUCGGCGUGGCUCCUCCUUCGCCCGCCCCCCAGGCUCCCGGGUUGGGCAGGGGGGUCUCCGAGCUCGCGGCUGGCUGUCCUGACGUCGAGGCCAGUGUGGGGAAGGGCCGGGUUCUGGGCAGGACAGGUCCGGGGCGCUGGGGUCUGGGCUGGGGCAAGGAGGCCUCACCUGCGCCUGGGUCCUCCGGGCCUGCUCCAGCUUUCCUUCGCCGGUGAUGGGGGCCGGGCCCCGUCCCCCCGCCCCCGGGGUGCUCGCAGUCUGGUCCCCAUGCACUCUCCUUGUGGCCUCCUUCCAUCAGCUGUCCUCCCGCCGCCAUGCUGCCCCUGCUGCCCCCGUGCCUUUGUCGGCUGUGGCCCCGCAGCCCUCCCACCCGGCUGUUCGCAGAGGCCGCCCGGCAGCGGUCUGGUCCCAGGAACUACUAUGAGCUGCUGGGGGUACAUCCUGGUGCCAGCACCGAAGAAGUUAAACGCGCUUUCUUCUCCAAGUCCAAAGAGCUGCACCCUGACCGGGACCCCGGGAACCCAGCCCUGCACAGCCGCUUUGUGGAGCUGAGUGAAGCAUACCAAGUACUCAGCCGGGAGCAGAGCCGCCGGAACUACGACCAACAGCUCCGCUCAGCAACUCCCCCAAAGCCUCCAGGAGCCGCCGCCCCUCCCAGGUCUGCUCAUCAGGCACAUAGCAGCUCCUGGGAACCCCCCAACGCACAAUACUGGGCCCAGUUUCACGGUGUGAGGCCUCAGAGACCAGAGUCGAGGCGGCAGCAGUAUAGACACAACCAGCGGGUGCUGGGGUACUGCCUCCUGAUCAUGCUGGCAGGCAUGGGCCUGCACUAUGUUGCCUUCAGGGAGUGGUGGAGCCAACCAAAAUCAUGCACAGGAAAGAAAUGCACUGUGACUGCCUCACCAGCGCUCUCCUCACUUGUUUGGCAGUCAGCUGUCUCCCCGCCUCUCUCAUGCCUGCCCUGACACAGGUUCUGCAGCACUGGUCACAGGCAGCGCCCACUGACAGCGGCCGAGCUCAGUGAUGGCGUCAGACACACAGCCCUUUCCAAGCUCUUGGAGGACCACCCUGACGUUCAGUGCUGCGGUCACCACAUUCGGCCGAUAGCCAGGGACCUGGGUCGCCACUGGACCCUGGACAAGCCUGGCUACUCUGUACUGCUCUCCUCACCUAGCACAGGCAGUUAGGCUGAGGUUCCCACAGAUAGAAAGCACUGACACCCUAGAGUGGGGGACAGGAGGGUUUGGGGGACCCAGAGUUCAUUGUAACCCCC